Messenger RNA from Parasteatoda tepidariorum (common house spider), 8738 nucleotides. Its product is annotated as voltage-gated hydrogen channel 1. Gene Ontology annotation, cellular component: plasma membrane. Gene Ontology annotation, molecular function: voltage-gated proton channel activity. Lineage: Eukaryota; Metazoa; Arthropoda; Arachnida; Araneae; Theridiidae. Gene Ontology annotation, biological process: proton transmembrane transport. The record is from RefSeq and is a predicted model, not a curated record.
AAUAAAAUAUAAAACACGUGAAUGUCUUUAGUCAUUUCCUCCCUUCACCUCCUCACAUUUUAUAUGUCAGUUUUCAUUGUUUAUGUUGUGACUGAAAUUUGUGUAAUGCUAUUUUGUGUAAUAAAUGGCUAAGCCUGUAAAGAUUAAUUUUUAUAAAAUAUUUUUUUUAUAAACUGAAUUUCGGGGAACUCCGGAUGUUGCUUGAGAUACCUCUAAUCAAAUCAAGUUAAUUCUUGCCAAGUUAGGAUGGAGCGUAUGAAUAAUCUAAAUAAAAUUGCUGAAAAAGAGAAUUUCAGAGAAGAUGGUACUAGCUCUGUCAUGUCAGAUACUGAUGAAGACCCAUCUUUACGAACGUAUUUAACAUUCCGAGAACAACUCCGCCACAUCUUAGAAUCGCAUAAAUUUCAGAUAGGGAUCAUUGCGUUAGUUUUACUUGACAGUUUAAUCGUCAUUACUGAAUUGAUAUUAGAGGGAAGGCAUGAUGAAUUACACAGCAAUAUUCCACAUGCUUUACAUUACAUGAGUAUUACCAUAUUAAGUAUCUUCAUCAUUGAAAUUUUAAUUAAAGUGUACGCUUUUGGUCUGGAGUUUUUUCGUCAUAAACUUGAAAUUUUUGAUGCAUGCAUGGUGUUCCUAUCAUUUGGUCUUGACCUUACGUUUUGGAAUCAAACUGGAGUAACUUUGAUAAUUGUUCUUCGUCUUUGGAGAAUUGUUCGAAUUUUGAAUGGUAUAAUAAUGUCUGUUAAAAUAGAAUCUGACCAUAAACUUUCCAAAGAAAGACAAUUAAAAGAAGGUGUUGAACAAGAACUUACAAAAUGCCGUCUCUAUUCAAAUGCUUUGGAACAGGAAGUUGAAACUCUAAGGUCUCUUCUCAAGAAACAUGGAAUAAAAGAAGUGCCUCCAUCUGUUGUCUCUGACUUUGAACAAAAUACUAUUAGUGUUGUUGCUGAAGUAAACCAAAUAUUACCUGUUUGAAGUAAUUUCUAUAAAGUAUUCUCUCAACAUUGAAGUAAUAGAAUUUCAUGAGUCUUACUAAUCUGUUAAUUUAUGCCUCAAGUUAUGGAAUUCAGGAUGCUGUUGAUGUAUUCAAGUUGAUUGUUUAGCAGAAGUUAUAUCUGCAAGUAAUUAUGCCAAAUUAAUUGUUAUCUUUGAUAUUAUAUUAGACUGUUUUUGGAUUUGAUCAGAUUUUAAUGAUUAUUAUCCAGUUUAUUUGGGGAUAAGCCAAGUCGUGUAUUGAUAAUAGAUUUGUUAUAUUGGUGUUUCUUGUAGAGAAGUAUAUUUUUUUAAAUGUUUAAAAUGCUAUUAAAUUGUCUUAUUUCAUAUGAAUAUUUUAUAUACAAUUUAUUUCAUAAUAAUGUUUAUCAUUUUUAAAUUUUAUAUUAUUUUAUAAGUACUAUGCAGAAUCUCUUCUAUCACUUUAUUUUUUUUCUUCUUUUAUUCAUGGGUUUCUUCUUCCUAAAUUAUGCCUAUUUAUAAAGUGAAAUGGAGGAUAAUGAUAUGCUUUAAAUGAUAUAUAUUAUACUCUUGUUAUUUAAUGCUUGUUGCUUUUGUCAUUGUAAUGAUACUUAUUUUUAUAUUUAUAAUGAAUGUUGUGCUAAACUGCUUGUGUUAAUUAACAUUUUAAUGUAUUAAUUUCCAAAUUCCAAUAUCAAUCUUCAAACUCAUGUUUGGGUGGACAUGGAAAUCUAUUCUCUGUGCAUGAUUAUCAGUGAUUGAAAUAAAGAAAGACAAACUUAUGUCUCGGAAAAAUAUUCGAGAUGUAUGAUAGUUAUGAUUUUGGAUGAGCAUUUAAUGAUCUUAAGCAGGUAUUUGUUUAUUCUAUUACAGUAGAACCUCGAUCGAUCCUUUCUCAUUGAACUAUUCAUUAUUCAUAAUGGAUAUGGAAAAAUGAUGAAUACGGGUCAAAUUAAAAUAAUAAUUACUUAAGAAAGUAUGAAAAGUAAUAAAGAAGUAAUAGACCUAAAAAGUAAUAAAUGUUUGAUAAGUUUAAAGAACUUUAAUUGUUAAAAAUCUGUACUUACAUUAAAUGCAAAAGAACAAUGAAAAAUUAUGUACUUAAGGUGCAAAAAAGGUGAAUAUUUAAAAAUAUUGGUUUGAACUCUUUUUUUUCUUUCUCUUUCCUCUACACAAACAAUAAAUUUUCGACUUUUUGCAACGGAUUGCUGAUCAUUUUCUGUAAGUUCCUGUGAUUGCAGAAAGUUCUGCAGAUGUUAACACUAGUUGUGGCACCAUUUCCCCAUUUUCAUAGCAUCACUGUGCACUUCAACUUCUGCAACCAUUUCUAGUAUGGGCUAUAAAUUUCAACAUUAUUAUAAUUUGAUGCGUAAACAACAAAUGAGAUGUUUAAGGAGUUUUCUUCUUCAUCCUUAGUAUUGGGAGUUAUUUUUUUCUUGAAUUUUUGUUUUAAAUGUCAGUAAAAUUUCUGAACGACUGAUUCAAGAAAUCUUCUAAGUUUAAAAUAAAAAUGAUCUAACCGGGUUUUAUUUACUUUUUUAAAAAUAGCAUUUGUGAUGGGACCAUUAAAUAAGAUGAUACAUACGAGAACACAAACGAUGCAGGAAGGAUGGAUCGAGAUUUGACUGUAUGUAUUCUGAAGAGGCUAAAGCUUAUUAUCCAAUUACAUUGCUCUGUAAUUAAUCUGGAUUACAACUUACACAUAAAUCUGGAUUAAAACUAACAGUUUUGAAUAUAUUUUGUAGUGUCUUAAAUCAUAGUAUUGAUUUAAUAUUCUAAGUAUUAUGACUCUUAGCAAAAUUAUGAAGGAUUUACUUUGUUAUAUACUACUUUCUCUUUAUAUGUUGUAAGUAGUGCUGUUUUUGCUUAAAGUUUUGAAAAAGCAGGAAAUAAUGCCCGGAGAGUUAAGAAUAAUCUUAUAUAUAAUAAAUUGUUUUAUGAUAUCCUGCUCAAAUAAUUGCUCAAAAUAUUUUUGCCAAAGUUGUUUUUUGUAAAUGUUUACUAAUGUUCCCUACAUUUUAUAAUAAAAUGUCUAACGUGUAUGAUAAAUAUGAAAAAAAAAAGUAUGAAAUCUGCAAUGCAAUAUUUGUUUACAUGUUCUUGUUUGUGGAAGAAAAUUGAAAUGUUGAACAAAUAUUCUUGAGUUAAGCAAGAUUUUGCAAGAACGGUUAAGUAAUUUCUUCAUGCCAUUUAUUUCAUCUUCAAAAAAAUUUUUUUUUUCUAAAUAUUUUUAGGAGCUGAGAGAUUAAAACAGUGAUCUCAAUUAAAUUAGGUAAUCAUCAGUUUAAAUUCAAUUCAAGAAUCAAAUAGAUCAAAGUAGAAUCAAAUUCAAUCAAAUAGGGUAAAAAUAAAAUUCAAAUUAAGUAUUAGAAUUCUAUAUAUUAAAAUUCUGCUUAAUAUUUUUUUAAAAAUUUACUUUUUUAAUUACCACUUAGAAAAAUAUUCUUCAUUGAACUUUAGAGGAAAAAAUAAACUUUUUUAAAACUUAAUUUUUUAUAGUUGGGAAAUUAUGUGAGUGAUAAUUUAAACUGAAAUAAGUUUAGGAAAUUAAAAUGUUCUUUUUUUUUUUAAGUUGAAUUUAAAUAUAUUUCCUUAUGAAAACACUAAAACUUCUAAUUAAUCGGAAUUAUCAAUCGUGCUGAUUUCAUUAUGUAUUAAUGCAAAUAAAAUUUUUUAGAUUAGUAAAAUAAUAUUUUAUAAUACAGUAUUCUACAUUUAUUAGAGAAACAGUUAAAAGUAACACAUAUUAUGAGGAAAUAAAUCCAAAUAAAUAGCUGUAUAAAAAAUGAGUGAUUCAUUGAUUGAUUGCGCUUUGUGACUUGACAUAUUUUUUUUGAAUUGUUAUAUAUUGACAAACAUUUUAAGGAGUUAUGUCCUAAAUAUUUUUCUAUUUAUUGUUAAAGUAUUUUUCUAAAGUGUAUGGUGUUUGUUACUAUUAAUUGUUUCUACAAACUUCAGUAUCUUGAUUUUUAUUUUAUAUUUUUUUAAUCCAAUAACACACAUACCUGUUAAUAAAACAUACAGUUUCAGUGCUUAUUAGCAUUAAAAUGUUUUAUAAUAUUCAUAAAAAGUACAGUACUUUUUUUACAAAUGUGUCAUAUUUAAUAAUGAAUUUAAUUCUGGUUUAUAAAUUUUUAAAUGAUAUUUAUUUUGCUACUUAAUGUGUGACAACUUUUUAUUUAAGUGAUUUCAUAUUAUUUUUCCAUCAAGAAGUUUGAAAUGGAAAAAAAUAAUUGUUCUUAAUUUUCUUUCUUUUGGGUUUCAUUUUACAGUUGUUUAUAUUCAAAUGUAGAAAUAUUAUUUGAAAGCAUUAGUACAAAUGAUAACUUAAAUAGUAUGCAAGAAAUAAUAUUAGAAUAUAAGAAGAUUUAAAUUACGUCACAUCACCAUGAAAUCUCAGUGUUCUAUGAUUUAUCAUGUUAUUUUUUCUAUUUAAACUAAUUUACAUUUCACAUUGGUCAAUGUUUCUGUUACUCAAAUAGGAUUUGCCAACUGUAAUAUAUAAUAGUUGUUGUUAUUAAUUAUACUUGUGACAUUAUCAUUAUUGAUAAUACUCUCAUCACUAAUUAGUUCAAUAUUUAUUGUUAUAGAUGAUUACAUUAUUGGCAACCUUAUAUAAUUAUAAUAUUAAUAAUAUAAUCUUACUCUCCAUUAACCCUUUCGCGCCGACUGCCAUAUAUACGUGCCAGCAAGAAACGCACUCACUUCCCGGCUGACAUACCCAUGUGCCGGAGCGUUUUCUCGUUCACCCUCGGCCGUCACUCAUUUCUGCCAGCGUUUUGGAACGUUUUAAAAAAUAAAAUUUCUUCCAAAAGAUGGCAUUGUAUGUCCAUAUGAUUUCAGAUACAAUGUAGAUUUGAUUUUCUACUCAAGAUGAGAGUACAUUCACAUAGUUUUUAGGGGGAAGGAAUGUUUUAUGACGGCUCUUUAAAUUCACAUGUGGUAUUUGUUUACAGUGAGCAGGGGAGGUUUUUUUUCGCUACUUUCGAUUUUCGGUUUAGUUUUUAGUCGAUAGUUAGAUCUUGUAGAUCCCUGUUUUAAAAUUUUUCCUACGAAGAAAGAACUUUAAGUCAUAUAUUUAGUUUUCAGAUAUGUAAUGUUAAAUGUUAUUAAAUGAUAAGUACAUAAUGAAAAUAAAAUGUGUAAAAUAUAUAUUUAACUAAGAAAUAACUUAAGUGAAUAAAGUAUCCAGAGAAAUAUAUAUAAAGCAUAUGUUAUUUAAAUAUUCUACAGAAUAAUAUUAAACAACGCGUUGAUAUUUCGGUAAUUUCAUGGAAUUAGGCUUAACAGCAAAAAACCCUCCGGCCCUGGAGAGACACAUGCGAGAGAGACUGCCGGCCUCAGCGGUAAGCGCGCUUCCCCUCGCGAAAGGGUUAAGAAACAUUAAAUAACGUUUAUCUGUCUUUUCAGUACUGGGCAAUAUUGAAAUCUGGAUUUAUUGUCAAAAAAUAUAGAUAUUCCACUAUUUAUAGGGAUAUUUUUCCAUUUUAUUAACAUAUUAUUUUUUUUUACAUUGGUUACUAUCUUUGUUAUCCAAAUGAGAUUUGUCGAAAUUCACACUAUCAUAUUAGAUAAUUGUUAACGAUAAUAUUUCUGAUAUUAUUGCGUCUAUAAAUAUCACAGUAUUGUCAGGUUAAGUAAUUAUCAUUUCUAAUGAUACUCACAGCACUAUUGUAUUUGGUUUUUACCAAAUACAAUAGUGUCGAUAAAUAUCACAUAUUUGAAUACUAUCCUAACAGAAGGUAUUCACAAUGUAUCUUGAGAAUACUUUUUAAAUUAUUAUUACUAGGACCUUUAAAAAAAAUCGAUAUUUCAUGACAUAUCCCUCAGAUAUGCUGUUUGUAUCUAACAAGUUAGUUCCAAAUAUAUUUUUAUAAAUCCAGUAUAUUUUUAAUAGUAAUAGGCAUAACGUUUGAUAAAUAUUUUUUUAACAUUUAGAACUGACAUGUUUGAAUGCACAGUUAAGAAGUGACUUUUAUGUGUAAAAAUGUUUAUAUUAAUGUUUGUUAUCGUACAGUUACAUUCUUUGUAAAGUUAUUUUGCUAGUUGUCAGUUUUCUAUCUAAUGGAACUAUACAAAUCAUCUAUUUGUAAUUUAUUGGGUGCAGUCAAUAGAUAUCGUGUCAGAUGCUAUUUUAUGUUAUUUAUUUGGUAGGACUCAGAAAUAUUGUAUCAGAAAUAUUUGCCCCAUUAUUACAAAAGUCAGAAUGCAUUGCUGGUGAAAAACAAAUCGCUAAUGUGUUUGAACCAGUUGCUGAUGUAGGGGAAAGUCUUGUACUUUGGACCACAUAUACUAGAACAAGUGUAAUGCUUUGGUCCCCCCACGGAAUAAAUUCAGCUUUUGGUAUAUGCAGUUAAUACAUAUAAUCAAUGUACUAUCUGCUGUGUUGUGAACCAUAUAAGGUUUUCCAUGCAUGUGUUAGAGAACUUUUUUUUGUUUUUGAUUUUCAACAAUCAAAUAGUUUUUUUCAAUCAGUUUAAGUUGAAAAUAAAAACCUUUAAAAAUAACAUUUAAAAACAGAAUUAAGGUAGAUAAGUAUCAAAAUGUCAUUUUGAUACUUAUCUACCUGUUUAGGCAGAGGGGUGCGACUGUUCUUGUUUUCCAGUGGCGCCAUACGUCACACCCAUUUAUAGGGCGAAAACAUUCAUUUAUCCACAGAUCGUCAUUUAGACCUGAAGCAGAGAUCUAUCAAUCUCCAAUCCAGUACCCCCAGAGGUAUUGAUUUGUUAUGGGAACAUGGAGGACUUUGCUACUUGACAGAUUUAAUGUGCAUUAGUCACCAUUUACUACACGGGGUGUCUUCGGCCAGUGGGGUUCGAGCCAACGAGCUCUCGGACAUGGGCCCAGCGCCGUACCAACCGAUUCUAUCAUUUGUGGGGUUAUUAGCUUGUUGAACAGUAAAGAGUUUCUCAUAAGUGAAAAGAAAUCUCUAUCGGCACUCUCUUGAUCCCUAUUACUGAAAAUUUCAAUAAGCAUUUGUGCUCUUGCAUUGCUGUAAAAGGUAGUCACUUUGAAACCAAUUGAAUUUAUUAGUUAAAAUCUGCUCUUAUUUAUUAUAUUUUGUUAAUUAAUUUAUUUUUAAUCAAGUUAUAUUAAAAAUUGUUUGUCUGGGUUUUGAACUCUUAAUUUGCUUUUGCUGUAUUUGCUUAAUUUGCUUUUGGUAAAUAAUUAAAAUGUAUUUAAGCAUUAAAAUUAAUUUAGACAUAAAUCAAACCAAUAAUGUAUUCUUGCCAAAGGUGUCAAAAUAAAGUUAACAAAAUUGCCUAUAUUCUUACUGAACAAUUGACGUGUACAAUAUUGAAGUGAAAAAAGUAAUAUAGAAGUAAUAAAUAUGAUUAAAAUUUAGAACUAGAAAAAAAUUAGUUUCAUAGAUAUUUCAUUUUCAUCAGAGCAAAUCUGUUUAGAAUGCACCACAGAUAUGAAUUUAUAGUGAUAUUAACUUCACACACUGAAGUAGAUCAAAGGGAAAUGGGGAUGAACAAGAGAAUUAAUUUCGGAAGUACUGUCAGGAGUAAAAUUACAAAACUCCUAUUCAUCUAUAUCUCACUUAAGUGCGCUUGUUAAAAGUUAGAAAAACUUGGUUUUUAGAUAAGUGCAAAAAUUUGUAAAAUUUUUUUUUCUUCAAUUUAUUUAAAAGAAAUUAUUUUUUCUCUACACUUGUGCAAUUUUAUGUUUAGGACAUGACAUUAUAUUUUUGAUUUACUUUGAUUUUUAAUGCAUAAUUUAUUUAAACUGUUAUACUUUGUAUAGUUACAAUUUCAGUCAUAGUUUCAAUUUAAGCUGUUGUCGCAUAAUUAAGUUUGGAUAACUCUGAAUUCAUUUUUUUUAUAAGAGACUUGUUAAAUAUGUUUUUGAAGUGUGUAUGUCUUAAAAACUAAUCAUGUGAAAUUGCUGCACCAUAAACAGAACUUCUUUGCUGUGUUUUUAAUAUAUGAUUUUGGUCUGAUGAUGAUAAAUCUUGUAUGAUUUACCAGUCAUUGUUGUUAAAGAAUUUGUUCCCGUAAACUAAAACAGCUAUGCCAGGUUUUUAAAAUAUUACUUUUGGUCUCUGGUAAGUCCCUAAACUUCACAGUGAAAGAGAUUUGUUCCCAUUUUCGUUUUACUCGGGAAAUAUCAGGUUAUCAAAAACAAUCUUGAAAAAACCUUACAAAGCUACUCCUAUGUAGAGUACUUAUAUGUUUAAACCUAUCUCAUUUAAAAAGAAAACAUAAAAAUUUCAAAUGAUUUCAAGAAAACACUUCUUAUGUUAUCCCCCAUGCAAUCGUCCAAAGUUUUUGUACAUUUUCUGAUUUUAAAGUAUUAUUUUUGAAGGAAAUAAAGCAUAUCAAGAUUUUUUUGUUGAUAUAUAGCACACUGAUUAGUAAUUUUUCCAAAAUCUAUAAAAUAACCUUUAUGUAUUUGUUUAGUUUUUUUUUGUAUGUUGUAUUUGUUUAAUUUAUAUUAAUUUUCUUAUUAAAGUGUGAUGCAAUAUGAGGAGUUAAAAAUUAUAAGCUACAGUUGUUAUCUAUGGAAUAGUGUAACAACCCAUAAAACUUCAAUUUCCUUUUUUAUGUGCUGUAUUUAAAUGUAUUUUUUUAUCAACUGCAAAGUAUAAUAAGCUGCAAUUAUUUUUAUGUAUGAGAUGUUUUAAUGACUAAUGAUCUCUUAUUUAUUUUAAAAUGGGUUAGUUUUUACUAACUCAUUCAUGUCUUUUUGAUUGUGCAUUAGUGUGUAUUUCAAAAAACUUUUUAAAAUUUCAAGUUGAUAAAAAUGUGUUAUUAUGAUCACAUAUUUACUGAAUUUUU